AUGGAAUGGUUGGAUGAUAUCGAGGUUGUGUUUGCUUCAUGUUAUUGCCCUGAAGAUAUGAAGGUGUUGUGUGCUUCCCGUAUGUUAAAGAAGAAUGCUCGAAAUUGGUGGAGGGCUACUACUGUUUCUUUGACUCCCGAGGUGCUAGCUGCUAUGCCUUGGGGAACAUUUAAGGAGAAGUUUUUGGAAGAAUACGUGGGUACUCGUGAGUUGAGGUUGAUUGAAAAGGAGUUCAGAGCUUUAAUCGCUAAGCCUGGUGCCAUAACUGGAUAUGCUCACUCGUUUAUGGAAAAGCUUAAGUUUGUUGGUCAUUUGGUUCGUAGAGAUGUUGACCAGGUUGAGGCUUACUGUGAUGGUCUCCUUGCUAGCUAUCGUGGUCUUUGUAGGCAACAUACUACAUUUUUUGCUGCGAUUAAGGAGUCCAAGAGGCUGGAUGAUGACUUCAAGAGUGAAAAGGUUGCAGUAAAAGCUAAUGAUGACAAGCAAUCAGGUUCAAAAAGGAAGCAUGAUGGAUCAAAUGGGUCGAAUAGGAAGUUCAAGAAAGAAUGCAAAGAUAAGCCAAAGUGUUAUUGGUGUCACGAAACCGGUCAUUUCAUCAAGGACUGCCCACAAGGAAAAGAUGAUGGAAAGAAGACGGCUGCCCAAAAGCCUAAAGCUCGAGCCUUUCAGUUGACAGUUGAAGCUGCCAAGGAUAACGAUGAGGUAGUAAGUGGUACUUUUCUUGUUAAUUCAAAACAUGCUUCUGUUCUUUUUGAUUCGGGUGCAAAUAGGUCUUUUGUGUCUACUUUGUUUGCCCCUAAGCUCGAUAAAGUUACUACACCCUUGGAUUGUUCUAUAGAAGUUGAAAUUGCUAACGGUACUAUUUGUGACAUUCAUGAGGGUUAUGAUGAUUGUUCCAUAGAGAUAGAAGGUCGUUCCUUUUCGGUCCAGCUAUUGCCUACUACUCUUGCUGGGUUUGAUGUGGUGAUUGGCAUGGACUGGUUAUCUCAAAAUGAUGCUAAUAUUUUAUGUUCCCAAAAGAUCGUGCGUUUCUCUUCUCCAGAUGGUAAAGUUAUUUUAGUUUAUGGAGACAAGAAGAGAGGGAGCUUAAAGAUCAUUAAUUUGAUGAAGGCUCUCAAAUGUAUUCGACAGAAUAAGAACCACUUCCUUGCUUAUGUUAUUGAUGCACGAAAAGAAAAGUCUCCUAUUUCAGAUGUUGAUGUGGUUUCUGAAUGUUCCUAUGUCUUUCUUGAUGAUCUUCCCGGUAUUCCUCCCGACCGUGAGGUUACAUUUCAGAUUGACCUUGUACCCGGUGCUACUUCUGUUGCAAAAGCACCAUAUUGUUUGGCUCCUACAGAAAUGAAGGAGCUUAUGUCUCAGCUCUAA
This is a messenger RNA of Erigeron canadensis, 1365 nucleotides long. RefSeq lists its product as uncharacterized. Gene Ontology annotation, biological process: proteolysis. Gene Ontology annotation, molecular function: nucleic acid binding; zinc ion binding; aspartic-type endopeptidase activity. The transcript has 2 exons. Bases 1 to 1365 code for a protein of 454 amino acids. NCBI's taxonomy places the organism in Eukaryota, Viridiplantae, Streptophyta, Magnoliopsida, Asterales, Asteraceae. The record is from RefSeq and is a predicted model, not a curated record.